UGGAAAUAUGGGCAGGGCUCAACACCCAUUUUCGGCGAUCUUGCUAUAUAACUGGCGUAAAACAUCCCAUUCUGUUCAUCUUGUGUAAGUAAUUAACCUGCGCUGCUGUUAACCUGCUGCUGUUUUUUGGAGAGACUUUCUGAUCAAUAUUUAAUGACUUCCAGGAUGGAAAACAAGUCUUACUUGGUUCAGAUGAACGGGAAUGGAGUCCAUGGCAAAACCACGGUCAAUGCCAAAAGCCUGAACGGGACCGGGGUCAACGGGAAGGGAGUCGGCCUACAUGGGAACGGCAUCCACCAUGUCAGUGUGAAUGGCACUUUGUAUCCAGCCAAGGCCAAGAGCCGCAGGCAAAGAUGGGAGGUGAAGCCUUCGGAGAUGGCCAACAACACGCUCAAUCCCAUCAGAGCCAUCGUGGACGGGAUGAAGCUGACUCCGAACCCAGAUAAACCCAUGAUUGCACUUUCCAUAGGGGAUCCCACCGUGUUUGGAAAUCUGCCUACAGAUGGUGCCGUGCUGCAGGCCAUGAAAGAUGCCAUAGACUCCCAAAAGUACAACGGCUAUGCUCCUUCUGUUGGUUAUCUGAAGAGCAGACAGGCUGUGGCCAACUUUUACAGCUGCCCCGAGGCUCCACUAGAGGCAGAGGAUGUGAUACUGACCAGUGGCUGCAGUCAGGCCAUUGACCUGGUUAUCAGUGUCCUGUGUAACCCUGGGGAUAACAUCUUGGUCCCAUGCCCAGGCUUCUCCUUAUAUAAGACUCUGGCUGCCUCCAUGGGCAUUGAGAUCAAACUGUACAACCUGCUGCCAGAGAAGUCAUGGGAGGUUGACUUGCAGCACCUGGAGAGCUUGAUUGACGAGAGGACAUCCUGUAUCAUUGUUACCAAUCCAUCCAACCCCUGUGGCUCUGUCUUCACCAAGGAACACCUGCAGAAAAUCAUCAAAGUGGCCUCCAAACACUGUGUUCCCAUUCUGGCUGAUGAAAUCUACAACGAUAUGGUUUACCCAGGUGUCAGCAGCCCGACCAUGGCGUCUCUCAGCAGUGAUGUUCCCAUCCUUGCCUGUGGUGGCUUGGCUAAGCGUUGGCUGGUCCCCGGUUGGAGGUUGGGAUGGAUCCUCAUCCACGACAGGAAUGACAUAUUUGGAUCUCAGAUUCGACAGGGUCUGGUGAAACUGAGCCAACGUAUUCUGGGAGCCUGCAGCAUCGUCCAGGGAGCCCUAGAGAGCAUCCUCAACAACACACCUCAAAGCUUCUACAGCAAAACCAUCGACUUUCUCAAGACAAACUCUGAGAUUUGUUUCAAUGAGCUGAGCACCGUCCCUGGCCUGACCCCUGUCAUGCCUUCAGGAGCCAUGUACCUCAUGGUGGGGAUUGAUAUGGAUCACUUUCCAGAUUUUAAGAAUGAUGUGGACUUUACUGAACGGCUGGUGACCGAGCAGUCUGUCUUCUGUCUGCCUGCCUCAGCUUUUGAAUAUCCUAACUACUUUCGCAUUGUGGUGACGGUGCCGGAGGAGCUGAUGACGGAUGCGUGUGGUCGGAUCAGGGAGUUUUGCCAGCGCCACUAUCGACCCCGCAGCCGCGACAGCAACGAUCUGGACCAGUGAUGCAGCAGAGCUCGACCAGUUGAGCCACACGGAGACCAAAGCCUUGCCAAUGGAAUAACUGUCCUAUAGUCACAUAAACUGAACUGGAAUCAGCUUUGAAAUUGUUUUCCAAUAUAUUAUGAAGUUAGAGGUGUAGAGAUCUGAAGUCAAAACUGUUAAUAUUGUCAUAAUUGUGGCAACAAAAAGCUUGGACGUAGGGACAUAUCUGAUGGUCCAUCUGAUGGUGUAAUUUUCUAUGUAAACCGUAUGAAAUAAGAAAACCUAAUAUUUAUAUUUUAUACAAGCAACUUAUAUUAACCUCUACUUGUUCUUGUGUAUUUAUAUAAUUUGUAUAAUGCUAUGUGUAUCUAUGUAAUGUAACCUCUUUGACAUUAACUGCAGGAUUGUAGACUGUGCAUACCGUGCACAUCAGCUAGCUUCUUCACUGUCACAAUUAGAGGAAGUGAAGAUAUAUUUGAAUAUGCAUUUUUAUAACAUUAUGUAUUGAUAAUCCUCUGCAUACUUUGCUUUAACUAGAAAGUAACUCAUGGCAUGCUCUUUUCAGAACAUUGUCUGUAUAGUGUUUGUAUGUUAAUUGUGUCAUAUUGAAUCAUAUAUAUAUAUUUUUACAGACACAAAAAUGUAUGUAGUAGUUUUGUUAAUAGUCGCCUAAUAAAAACCUUUUGACAUGAAAUAUU
Centropristis striata (black sea bass) is the source of this 2276-nucleotide messenger RNA. It is a transcript of the gene tat, whose product is annotated as tyrosine aminotransferase. The record is from RefSeq and is a predicted model, not a curated record. Gene Ontology annotation, biological process: biosynthetic process; aromatic amino acid metabolic process. Gene Ontology annotation, molecular function: pyridoxal phosphate binding; L-tyrosine:2-oxoglutarate transaminase activity. NCBI's taxonomy places the organism in Eukaryota, Metazoa, Chordata, Actinopteri, Perciformes, Serranidae. The transcript has 12 exons. The coding region runs from base 154 to 1599 and encodes 481 amino acids.